Molecule: messenger RNA, 855 nt
Organism: Seminavis robusta
Lineage: Eukaryota; Bacillariophyta; Bacillariophyceae; Naviculales; Naviculaceae
Source: the annotation of a GenBank genome assembly
AUGCCAACAAGUUUCGUCGUGUACGUACGAGUCACAGAACGAGACGUUCUCAUGCCAUUUACGGUCCUCAUUGUCUCCAAUACCAUUCUGCUGUUGAUCUGGACGUUUGUGGACCCGCUCGAGUGGAAGCGCAUCUCGACUGGAGAGCUCAGUUCCUAUGGCACUUGUGCCUCCAGUUCCGACGAUGGAGUUGCAUCGGAGGUAUUGGGAGGUCUCGUGGGCGGCUUGAAUGGCAUUGCCCUCAUUUUGGCCAAUGUCGAAGCAUUCAAGAGCCGGCACGUCGAUACAGAGUACAAUGAGAGGUCGUCCAUUGCCGUUGCCAUGGGAUUCAUACUGCAGAUUGUCUUGGUCGGAGUACCGACACUCUUCUUGGUGGAUGAAAACCCCGCGGCAUCGUACUUUGUCCGGUGUUCGAUUGUCUUUGUCAUUGCCAUGUCAUUGCUACUACUUGUCUUUGUCCCAAAAAUCAUUGCAUGGCGCAAACAAGCCACGGGAGGACCAACGGCAAGGCCAUCUGCAGGUCGCUCCACUCAAAUGGAAAGCAACAACCACCGGAGAUCAUCUCAGUUUGGGCUGAAAAUGAAAAUCUAUGAGCCACAGUCGAUGCUCGUGGGUUCCUCCUCCGCGUCUUCUACUCAGGUGGCAGCUAUCAUGGACAAAGUCGACAAGCUUGAGGCGUUGCUUCGGGAGGAAGGCGUAGACGUGGACACGCUAUUCCAGAGAUCCGGACUGAACGUGAUCCAACAGAGCAGCGGUCACAAUGGUAGUAGUGAUGCUUUUGGCCUGUGCAAGGAUGCGAAUGGGUUGCAAUGCGGGGUAGCCGAUGACGACGGCGGUUCAGACAUGAACGCAUAG